AAAACAUUACACGCGUUGGGCAACAUUUAAGCAAAGAACAAUUAUAACAAGCAGUUCUUACAAAUAAUAUUGUGACAAUAACAACAACAACAACAACACAAUUAGUUAUAGCAUAAACAUAGGCGCUUGGAUAUAGUUGAUUUACUUCCGUAAAAGCAGUGAAACAUACACUUCUACAAUGAAGUUAGCACCUGUGCGACGUGCCACGCAACGACUGUUAGCUAGCAAUUAGCCCUGGCAUUUGGAGUGCUUGCCUUUCGUGCGCGCUUGUCUAGCUUUUAUGAGCAUCGGCUUACGGUAUUUGUUAUUUGUGCAUUAAAUGGCAAGCAGUUAAAAAACCGGCAACGGAAGUGCAUGUAAAUCACACAUACACACACUCACACUCAAACAAAGUGAAAACGCCACCGUUGCAAGGCAACAAAAAAUAAAUAAAAGUAACAAUAAACGCGAAAACAAUACGGCGGUGCAAACAAUAACAACAAAGUGCGCCGACAGUGUGUGUGUGUAGAAAGUAAAGGAAACAAAUAAAUAGUGAAAAUCACAGCAAGGCGACGAAGUGUGCAGUAAACACUCAUAAAAAGUGAAACAGCAAUAAAGUUUAUUAAGCGCGACGACUGCUGCGAUACCGACGCACAGUGUGCCAAUGCCCAACAUGUGUUUGGUGAAAAUUGUGAGUGCUUAGAAGUGGAAAAAAAUCAAUUAGGAAAUUAGUGGCAUUGAAACAACUUUGUGUGCGCAAUAAAUGAAAACUUUCGAAAUAUGGUCGAGCACACAUACAUACACACAUAUGUAUGUCUGAAGUGCCGACGGUAAACAAAAAUAAAAUCAAAUAAAUUUCGGCCGGUGCAGAGAUAGGCAAAAAUUGCAACCGACGACCAUGAAAAGUUGUGUGAAAGUAAAAAGCUUAAAAAUAGUUUCUGCAAAUGGGACUUCACGAGGAAUGCAACACUUGACAAGCCAGCAGUAGUUGCGGCUUAGAGCAGUCGCUUGAAAAUAAUAGCAGCAACAGCAACAGUAAUCACAAGAACAAUAACCACAGCACAGCAAGCGGCCGGAGCAAAAUAGCAAAACAUUGAGAACAAUCAAGCAGCUGCACAAUCGCAUUUGUGUAUUUAACAAUUUUCACAUACGCACACACACACACACACAUACGUGCAUACGUAGCAACGCCAUACACCACAUACGAAUGAAAAAUGAAGCUGACGGAGUUGCUGUCCUACUUUUGCCUCUUGCUAUGCGCCAGGACACAAGUGAUAUUGGCAGUUAGUUGGGAAGAAUGGUGGACCUAUGAUGGCAUAUCAGGUCCUGCCUUUUGGGGUCUUAUCAACCCAGAGUGGUCGCUCUGUAAUAAAGGGCGUCGACAAUCGCCGGUGAAUCUAGAACCACAACGCUUAUUAUUUGAUCCCAACCUGAGACCGCUGCAUAUCGAUAAACAUAGAAUAAGUGGUCUAAUCAGCAAUACUGGUCAUAGUGUCAUUUUCACCGCUGGCAACGAAACGGUUGCGAACUAUGAUGGCAUGCAAACGCCAGUUAAUAUAUCCGGCGGACCAUUAUCGUAUAGAUAUCGAUUUCAUGAAAUUCACAUACAUUAUGGAUUACAUGAUCAGUUUGGCUCAGAGCAUAGCGUGGAUGGCUAUACAUUCCCGGCGGAGAUCCAAAUAUUCGGCUACAAUUCACAACUCUAUGCAAAUUUCUCGGACGCUUUGAACCGAGCGCAAGGCAUUGUUGGAGUCUCAAUUUUACUUCAGCUCGGUGAUCUGUCCAAUCCGGAAUUGCGUAUGCUUACCGAUCAAUUGGAACGCAUACGUUUCGGUGGCGAUGAAGCGUUCGUCAAGCGUCUGUCCAUACGCGGUCUGCUAUCGGAGACGGAUCAAUAUAUGACCUAUGAUGGCUCGACAACAGCACCCGCCUGUCAUGAGACUGUGACGUGGGUUGUUCUAAACAAACCUAUUUACAUAACCAAACAACAGUUGCACGCCCUAAGACGCUUAAUGCAAGGUAGCCCCGAUCACCCCAAAGCACCGCUAGGCAAUAAUUAUAGACCACCACAACCGCUACUGCACCGGCCUAUUCGAACCAACAUCGAUUUCAAAACAUCAAAAGUGAAUGGCAAAGCUGCGUGUCCCACCAUGUAUCGCGAAGUGUAUUAUAAAGCUACAAGUUGGAGACAGCAUUGAGGCGUAUCUCGGCAAUAAAUAGCAGCAUUAGCAACAGCAAUCAAAGCCAAUCGCAGUUGCCACUUCAACUUACAUAGUAUUUAAAUAUAAGCAUAUAUUUGCACACACUUAUACAGACAUAUGUACGUAAGUACACGUAAAUCGGCGUGCAACAGGAGCUUCCAUAAAUUUAAAUAAACAAAUAAAUAUUUAUAUUAGCAUUGUAAUUGUAAUGAAAUUAUUGUAUUGCAUGUGCAUAGCUGAGUUACAAUGAAACACAUAUAAACUAUACAGUUGUAGCAGCAUAUAAAAGUUACGUAAAUAUAAUCUACGUAUGUAUAUGUAGUUGUAGCAUAGCAAAUAAAUUAGACUAAGAAUAUUAGUCACAGCAAGUAAUUGUGCAGCUAAAAUAAGUGAACAGAAUUGGUGUGAAGAGAAAUGGGCAAAGAGUAGCAAAUGGCCUGCAAAGGCACAAACACAUAUACACAU
Messenger RNA from Bactrocera dorsalis (oriental fruit fly), 2645 nucleotides. It is a transcript of the gene CARPB, whose product is annotated as carbonic anhydrase-related protein 10. The record is from RefSeq and is a predicted model, not a curated record. The coding region runs from base 1194 to 2177 and encodes 327 amino acids. Lineage: Eukaryota; Metazoa; Arthropoda; Insecta; Diptera; Tephritidae. The transcript is spliced from 9 exons. Gene Ontology annotation, molecular function: carbonate dehydratase activity; zinc ion binding.